CGCCAGUUGUCUGAGAGCCGCCGCUGAGGGCGGUCGUGUCGCGAGAGCCCCGUGCCGCUUCCGACGCCGCGACUGGAAACUUUUCACGGAUUUUCGGGAAAUCAUUAAAGCGCUUGAAGGUGGACUGCCCCCUAAUCACUUCUUCGCGUGUGUCGAAUGCAACUCGAAUGAGCGUUUACCGUGUGUUUUUGUUUCUUUUUCUAUCCGUAUGUGUACCCUUAUAAGUAUUUCGUUUAUUAAAAUGUGCUUACGUGAUUCAGAUUAUACUUGGAAGUUUCAACUUAAAAGCUUAUUCACUAGAAUUUGUAUCAAAUAGGUAUCCAGUUAAUCUUUGGAAUAUUUUUAUAAACGGCUCAACGUGGGCUUUGCCUUGAAUUUAUUUAUAAACGAAAAUGAGGGACUUAAAAAGUUUACCAACGCAAAGUUACACUACUUCGUAAUCUUUUCAGAUUGAGGACUUUUCGAUAUGAUUUUGUUAUUUAAACUGAGUUUGCUGAAGAGUGGGCAGGUGCUUCUGGCCCUGCUCGUGCUGGACUGGUUGUCGACGGGAGCUACAGACGCUACUACUCCGGAGCCGGGGUUCUCGGCGCCCAUCACCAACGUGACGGCGCCGCUCGGCCGCGAGGCCAUCCUCGCCUGCACCGUGCACAACCUCUCCACGUAUAAGGUGGCGUGGCUCCGCGUAGACACACAGACCAUCCUGACCAUCCACACGCACGUGAUCUCUCGCUCGCGCCGCGUGGGGGUCACCCACAGCGACCACCGCACCUGGUUCCUGCACAUCCGGGAGCUGAGGGAGACCGACAGGGGCUGGUACAUGUGCCAGAUUAAUACGGACCCGAUGAAGAGCCAGUUGGGGUACCUGGAUGUUGUUGUGCCGCCAGACAUCCUGGACCGCGGCACCAGUGCAGACCAGACGGCGCGCGAGGGCGACCCCGUGAGCCUGACGUGCGCCGCCACCGGCUCCCCGCGCCCCGCCAUCACCUGGCGCCGGGAGCACGCCAAGCCCAUCACUAUCAAUGACGGCAUCCAAGUGUCGUCUCUGGAGGGGCCGAUGCUGAACAUCAGCCGCGCGGGGCGGCAGCACGCCGGAGCGUACCUCUGCAUCGCAUCCAACGGCGUCCCGCCCACCGUCAGCAAGCGGGUCAUGCUCACUGUCGAAUUCCCACCGGUGAUCAGCAUCCGCAACCAGCUGGUGGGCGCGGCGCUGGGCUCGGACCUGGUGCUGGAGUGCGAGACCGAGGCCUACCCCAAGCCCGUCAGCUACUGGACCCGGGAGAACGGGGAGAUACUGCCUGUGGGAGGUGAGCUAGAGCCCGUGAAGCAGGACGGCGCGUACCGCUCGGUGCUGCGCCUGCCGCUCCGCCGCGUGUCGCGCCUCGACUACGGCUCCUACAAGUGCAUCUCCAAGAACUCGCUCGGGGACACCGAGGGCACUAUCAAGUUGUACCCCAUGCCACCAGCUGCAAUGGAAAAUAAAAAUACUGUCCAAAGGCUGAACAUAGUUGCCGACAAGCCAGCGGAAAGCACAGCGUUUGGAACCCAAGAUUUCAGAUUACAAGACUACAGCGGAGCACAUCAAGAGAAGUUUCACUUAAGUGUUUCCGUACUCCUACUAGUUAUAUCUAAAAUUAUAAUAUCCUGAUGCUACUAGUUAUAGUCUUAGCCAGUAAUAACUUAGACCUUAAGUAAAUUAUGAAUCAUUCCUAUUUUUCUGGUACCUAGCUGUAGGAAGUUGUUAUAAAUGAAACCAUAGUGGAGCCUAUUGAGCUUGCUUUUCAUAGACCUUCAAUAUUGUAGCUAUAUUUCCUUCAUUCCAUGAUUUGAAAAUGAAAAGUGUUUUGAUAAAG
Molecule: messenger RNA, 1850 nt
Organism: Plutella xylostella (diamondback moth)
Lineage: Eukaryota; Metazoa; Arthropoda; Insecta; Lepidoptera; Plutellidae
Source: RefSeq, a predicted model, not a curated record